Theobroma cacao (cacao) is the source of this 1050-nucleotide messenger RNA. The record is from RefSeq and is a predicted model, not a curated record. NCBI's taxonomy places the organism in Eukaryota, Viridiplantae, Streptophyta, Magnoliopsida, Malvales, Malvaceae.
AUGCUUCCUACAGUUGCAAUUGAUGCGACACAUCUGAAAGACAGGUUCAAGGGUGUGCUGUUUGUUGCUAUAUGUAAAGAUGCGAACGAGUGUGUAUAUCUAGUUGCGUUUGGCAUCAGCCAUGUUGAGGACGAAGACUCAUGGACGUGGUUUCUUAGCAAGCUGCGUGAUGCAAUUGGUUGUCCUGAAAACACUAUGUUCAUUUUUGAUCAGUAUCUUGACAUGAAAAAAGUAAUCCAAAAUGCAUACCUAAAAGCGCACCACGGUUUAUACGGGUACCACUUGAAGAAAAAAUUUAAAAACAAGUUCAAGCGUGACGACGUUGCUAUGAUUUUCACCCUUACUCGAGAUUGCUAUAAGGUUUUUGAUUUCAACAGACAUAUGAACCAGCUCAAGCAGAUUCACGCAGGAGCCCACACUGACCUUAUGAGAAUAGGCCCUCAGAGAUGGGCAGUGCCUGUUCACCAGACAAGGCGAUACCAAAUGAUGACAUCCAACAUUGCAGAAUGUGUUAACUCAUACUUGAAGUAUGCAAGACAAAUGCCAAUCACUAUUUUGAUCGAGUUCAUCAAAGACAUGUUCCAGCUUUGGUACCAUGAUCGAUACGAGGAGGCCAUCAAGGUGACCAUGCCCCUCAGACCUUGGGUUGCCAAGCAGUUGAGGAAAUGGUUCAAUGAUGCACAUUGCUUUGUGGUUAAACCUAUCAAUCGAGUGGAGUUUGAAGUUAAAGAUAGGAAGAUGGAUGGACUUGUAAACUUGUCCACGAAGACAUGUUCAUGUUGUGAGUUCCAAAUAGAUUUACUGCCAUGCAGCCAUGCCAUUGUAGCAAUAAGUAAAUGCAAACGUGAAGCCAUUGAAUUUUGCGCUGACUACUACAAGACAACCGUUUUUAUGGAGGGUUAUGCAGGGUCAAUUCGCCUGGUAGGGCAUCCCAGUGAGUGGGAUAUGCCCCCUCAUGUGAAACAAAUUAUCGUUUUGCCACCACCUUGGCAAAGCCAAGCGAGAAGACCUAGGAUGAGAAGGAUUCCAUCAGUCUAUGAAGGUAGUUGA